UAAAGUGUGAACGCUAUCUUUGUGGAAAUAUCGUGCAGACACGAAUACCUGGAGAGAAACUGGAAACAAAACAAAACUUCGUUAAAUUGUGGUCGACGUCGGCGUUAUAAUGAUGUCCACGUGGGUGGUGCUGUUGUUUCUAGUUGGAUGGGUGGACGCACAACGAAUCAGACCAAGCAGUAUCCAGGUUCGUCUGGUGAACGGCGUGCCUGGUGUUUCCGGGAGGGUGGAGGUUCAGCGGAACGCGUCAGAGCCCUGGGGGACGGUGUGUGACGACAUGUGGGGAGACCAGGAUGCUACCGUCGUCUGCCGAAUGCAGGGAUCUCUGUUUGGAGUGGCACAAAGGAAUGCAGCCUUUGGUCAAGGUACUGGUCCUAUUUACAUGGACAACGUCCAGUGUCGCGGGUCGGAGACUAUCCUCGCCCAGUGUCCGUUCCAGGGGUGGACCGUCCACAACUGCAGACAUUACGAGGAUGCCGGGGUCGUGUGCACCAACAAAUCAGUUGUACUCACUGCAUUUAGACAAUUCUACAACCGACCGACGACCGCCAGCAAAGUCGGCGCCGUCCAGAUUCGAACCACAGACGGUCUUAUUCCCGUGUGUGACGGCAACUGGAACGACAACGCCGCCAAAGUGGUCUGCAAGUCGCUCGGUCACACGAGUGGGAGGUCCCUGUGCUGCUCCCGACUGAGCCCCUUCACCUCCACUCUCUCCAGUGUCCGCCGCCUGGCCUUCACCAACUUCACCUGCUCGGGGACGGAACAAGACUUACUGGCCUGCCCUCACGCCAACGCGACCAGGUGUGCUGCGAGACACUUGGCGUCCGUCAUGUGCUACGACAAACCACUGGACCAGGUCAAUCAAGAGUCCCUGUCAGCAGCAGGUGCGGUGCUGGCAUCUGUUGGUUCUGUGACUGUUGCCUCUAUCCAAGGCAACAUCAACAGGCAACCGUGGAUUCUUGCCAAACAUCAGAAAGAAUGGUACAUAACCAGUGGAAUCAUGUCUGGUUUUGCUCCAGCACUAACGGAGCAGCCCCCACCCCCCGUGCCCCUGUCUCGUUUCAAUGUCGAGCUCGUCAACAGCAGCUCCGACGGAUCGUGGGGCAGGGUCGAGGUCACAUAUAAGGGGGUCAGAGGUCAAAUCUGCGGUUCGAGCUUCAACGAUAUGGCGGCGAAAGUAAUUUGUAAACAGAAGGGUUACCAAGGAGGGGGAGUGUUACUGGGGCCGUGGACCUACAACAACAACCUCCCAAUAUGGAUCGACGCCGUCAACUGUACGGGACGCGAAACCUCCAUUAAGGACUGUGCCACAAACCCCCUGGGAAACGCCGUCUCGUACUGCUCGCCAACGCACGUGCUGUGUACCAGCCAAUCAGGGGGGACACCAAGACUGAGUCUCGCUGGGGGAGGUGCGUCUUAUGGCCGAGUCCAGAUCACCUUCAACGGGGUGACAGGAACUGUGUGCGACAACAGCUGGGGCGGCAAUGACGCUCGUAUCGUCUGUAACGCGCUGGGCUAUGCAGACGGCACCGCGAUGCGUAGUUCGUACUAUGGGUCAGGGUCGGGACCAGUCUACAUGGACUACACCUACUGCACGGGCAGCGAGUCGUCGUUGUGGACAUGUCGCACACGCAGGGGGUGGAACUCGGCAGACAGCGCCUGCGACAACCACACUAAAGACGCCGGAGUUGCUUGCAUUAGGGAUGUGAGACUAAAACAAGGAGACCAUUCCAAUGGAAUAGUGAUGAUUCCCCGUCGAUACCGUACAUACACGCGCUGGGUGGCUGUGUGCGGUACCGGAUUUACCAGCGUUGAGGCUCGCGUCGUCUGCCGGGAGCUGGGAUUCCAAAAUGGUCGCGUCCUUCCGCGUGGAGCAUACGGGCGAUUUUAUAGUUCAAGUUAUGUCAGAAAGAACAUCACGUGCACCGGAAAUGAGCCAUCCAUCUUGAACUGUUCGUACAGCAGAGGGUAUUGCUCCAGCUACUCCAACACUGGCUAUGCUUCGGUACACUGCUACAAUGGAACACUUCCUACAGCAAAGUCCAUAAGUCUAACAGGAGGAGCCAGUGCCGUGGCCGCAGUCACUGGGCGCGUAUUGGUCAACAAAUACGGUAUACCAAACGGGCGGAUCUGUAACUCGUUCUGGGACGACAAGGACGCCACCGUCGCUUGCAAGCAGUUGCACUUCAGGGGCGGUGUCAGCUUCCAGUACUAUUCCGCAGGAACCGGUCCUUACAUGCUCUCAAACCUGGGUUGUUUCGGUAACGAGACAUCCCUGUUUAGUUGCAACUCCGGACAAGAAGCGUGCAGUGCGGUGUACAGCUACCUGGGAGAUGCUGGGGUGCUUUGUUACAGAAGGAAUGCUCCCGCCAUUGAUCUGGUAGGUGGGUCCACUAACCGUGGGCGAGUGGAACUCAUUGUUGACAGUGUUAGGGGUACGAUCUGCGUCUCCGGAAGCCACAAGGACAAUAUCGCCAAGGUCGCUUGCAUUCAGAAGGGCUACAAGGAUGGAGUAUUCACAAGCGAAUUUGGCGGUGGCACAACCGAGGUGCUCAUGUCGCACGUUUUGUGCACAGGCACAGAACGCACGUUGUUCCAGUGCCGAAACAUGGGCUGGAGAAACCCGCCGAGAGGAACCUACUGCCAGAGUCACCAACGCGAUCUCGGCGUCACGUGCUUAGGGAACGUAAAGUUGAGCGGAGGAAUCACUAACCACAACAUAUCGUACGGGCGAGUGCUGUACAACAGGGACGGGCGCUGGGUGCCUGUGUGUAGCACGGGGUUUGACGCCCGGGACGCGCAGGUCGUGUGUCGGGAACUCGGCUUCACCUACUACAAGAAGUUGCACGACGGCGCCUUCGGCUCACAGUACUUCCACACGUACAUCUCCAGUGUCAACUGCACGGGCACCGAGACCUCACUCAAGAACUGCCCGUUCACCACCCGGGGCUGUCCGCGGCGGUAUCCGUACACCAUGUACGGGUCCGUGGCCUGUUCGCGGACACCAUUUUCAAAAGACAUCACCAGUUCCCUGAACAGCGUCUUUCCAUCACUUGUGUUUGUCCAGAAGUACGGCGUCAACAGCACCGUAUGCAGCGCCGGCUGGGACGACAGAGACGCCACCGUCAUCUGCAGGGAGAAGGGCUACAGCGGCGGCCACGCCAUGGGCGACAGUUACUACACGUUAUCCCGUCUGCCACCCAAAUGGUUCUCGAGCUUCAACUGCACGGGGUCCGAGACACGCCUUACCGCCUGUCCCUACUCACAGCAGCCUGCGAGUGUCUGCCAGUCUUCAUCCAUGACCGCUAAAGUGUUCUGUUACAGCAGACAAGAUGCCCUCCCCGGCACUGUUCCUGGGUUUCAGCUUCGUCUGGUUGGACCCAGCGGCAGUCCAAUCGGAUCAGGGCGGGUCGAGAUGGCUGUCAACGGCAGGUGGGGUACUAUCUGCGACCAUCACUUCAGCACGAGCGACGCCCGUGUUGUCUGCAAACAGCUGGGCUUUGUCGACGGUCGAGCCAUGUCGCGAAACAGCGCAGGUGCAGGAAGUGGCCAGCCAUGGCUGUACUCGGUGAGCUGCCGAGGAACCGAGGCGGCUAUCUGGCAGUGCAGGAUGAGACAGUUCAAUAGCACCUACAGCCGCUGCACGAGGCACCAGUAUGACGCGGCCGUCCAGUGUACAGGGAAUGUUCGUCUGAGUCCCAAUGUGACGUACGGCGCAAUCCAGGUACGAAGCAGUAACAAUAGGUACAGUCUUAUAUGCGCCGACAACUUCACCGACAACAGUGCCAGAGUGAUCUGCCAGGAGAUGGGCUAUUCCUAUGGCAUCAGCAUCUGCUGCUCGGCGUUUGGAAGGCAGUCUUACCGCAUCGCCAUCACGAACGUGCGCUGUCGGGGGCAGGAGACCAGGCUACGUGACUGCCCGCAGGACACCAGUCUAACGUACUGCCCUUCCAUGAAGUAUGCGUCGGCCGCCUGCUCUAACACAAACCCGAGAACAGGGUACGACCUUGCCAUUGGCAGCGGCAGAGCGACAUCCAACAACGGCAUGGUCAAAGUGAGUCACAUGAACAUCUGGGGCACCAUGUGUCCUAACGGUUUCGACAGCAAGGUGGCCAGCGUCAUCUGUCGAGAGAAGGGCUUCGCUGGCGGGUUUGCCUAUGUGUACCCGCACUACCACACGUACUACGUCAGCGACCUCAGGUGGCUGUCCAACGUCAAAUGUGUGGGCACGGAGUCGUACCUCCAGAGAUGUCAGGGGGUCGUGUUCGGAGACACGGCUGACUGCAAACCCGUCGGGGACGCCGCCGUCUACUGCUACAACAAUGCCACUCUUGGUGUCCAGUUCCGGCUUGCCAACAAGACUGGUAACUCUGGACGUGUUGAGAUGGCCAUAGAUGGCGUGUGGGGAACGAUCUGUGCCGACUACGGCUUCAACAACGACGCCAACGUCCUGUGCAAGAAGUUCGGCUACAUCGGCGGACGAGCGGCCGGUACUGGCAGGGGCACGUUCGGAGCAGGGUCGGGUCCGGUGUACAUCAACAGUAUGCGGUGUAUCGGCAACGAAUCCGAUAUAUCGCAGUGCCCGAUGCUUGUCAAGUCUCGAUAUUCGGGAUAUUACUGCAGGAGACAUCGAUACGACGCAGCCAUUUCAUGCUUUAACGAUGCUCGACUAGUGGGCUCAAACACCGACAACUUCGGUCGCGUGGAGAUGUUCCGAAACAACCAAUGGCUGCCCGUAUGCGACAGUUCCUUCGACGACAACGCCGCCAGGGUGGUCUGCAAGAGCAUGGGCUUCGUGGACGGCCGCGCCAUGUGCUGCUCGGCACUCGGCCCCAUCACCGGCUCCGUCAACGUGACCGUUCAACGGUGUUCCGGCGACGAGUCCUCCCUCAAGAACUGCCAGACGUCAAACGGCUGUCAGGGCGGGAAAUACGCGACGGUGUACUGUGCACAUCAGGUCAUCAACACCAACAAACCCGCUGUCGUUCGACUGCGUCCCACACGCUACACUACCACCAACUACGUAGAGUCGAUCGAAAUGAACAAAUAUGGCUUCUGGGGUCCCGUAUGUGACAAAACGUGGAGCGACGCUGCCGCCGCCGUCACCUGUAAGAGUCUGGGGUGGAGGGGCGGCGUACACUACACCACGUACAUCUACAACUCGAAACCCAUGGUGAUCGACAACGUGCGGUGUACGGGGCGGGAGGCAAACGUAACAGCGUGCACCGUGAGCGGGCUGGGCGUGAGAAACGCGUCUUGUUCGUACCCGAUGGUUAGAACGACGAGAUACGGCACGAACACAGUGAGUCGCAAGGCGGCGGGCGUCCUCUGCUACAACACAGGUGUUUCCGUGCGUCUGGUUGGUGGUGGACGGAACUACGGACGUGUUGUCAUCACCUACGACGGCACCGAUGGCAGAGUGUGCAACUCCUACUUCGACGACAAAGACGCAAAAGUUGUAUGCAAACAACUGGGAUACAAAACUGGGGUUUACAGCCUGACCGCAUACAGGACGCGGGGUCGUGGACGAGUUUGGGUGAACAACGCACGCUGCACGGGCACGGAGACGUCGUUGUUCCAGUGUCAGAAGAACUGGUACACCAACUACAGGACUGGCUACUGCAGAGACGCCGGCGUCAUAUGCUACAACUCAGUUCGCAUUGUUAGAGGAAAUCGCAAGAACUACGGUCUACUAGAAGUAUACUACAACGGAAACUGGGGAGGUAUUUGUAAAAAGAACUGGAAUGCGAAAGAUACACAGGUUGCGUGUCGAGACCUCGGCUACACGAAUGGUACUUUUGUGUGCUGCGGCGCGGCUGGCGAUCACUACCAGCCCACAUUCGACAAUGUGCGGUGCACUGGAAGGGAAACCAGUUUGGUGAACUGUUCACACGACGCCCCCACCGGCAAGUACUGCUUGGGAAACAACGUCGCAGUAGCGUGUUACAACGGAACACCGUCAACCGACUUAACGUGGCGGCUUGCCGGGGGUAACAACUACACGGGUGAGCUUCUCGUCAACUUCACUGGCUUCGAGGGGCGGAUCUGCCCCGAUGGAUGGGACGACACCGACGCCAUGGUUGCGUGCAAGGAGCUGGGCUACAGCAAGGGGAAGGCGUACAGUCACGCGCGCUUCAGCUACUACUACUCGAACAACGGCGCCUACUGGACGACUAAGAUAGGCUGCACGGGCGCGGAGACCAGCCUGGCAGCUUGCCCCAGGACUCGACUCGGGACCGUCACACAGUGUUCUACAUCACACUCAGCAGGACUUAUGUGCUUUGACAAUUCAGGGAUAUACUACCGCCUGUCCGGGGGAACUGACAACAGCGGAAGGGUGGAGGUGUCCUACAACGGCGUGUGGGGCUCGGCGUGCCGCUCCAACUUCGACAACCGCGAGGCCAACGUCCUCUGUCGCACGCUGGGAUACUCCGACGGCGUCGUCGACUACCGGAAGACGUACCCCAACCCAGUAGGUCCAGUGUACGACGCCAGGUUCCAGUAUCUCGGCUACUACUACAACGGCCAGACCGCCAGCAGGAUUUCGCUCAACUCCACCAUGAGCUGUAUGGGGGACGAACAAAGUGCGGUAGACUGUCUCACGCAAGACAGCUGCCAGUCUACUGAUUACGCAUCGGUCGUCUGCCAGAACAAUACUGACGUCAUCGAUGAAAGAACCACUAUGGGACCAAAGGUCGAAUUUGCAACACUUUCUGGGGUGACCGAAGAAGCUAAGGCCUUCUGCAGGAAAAAGGGAUACCCGGAUGGAAUCGCCUACCAUUACUCUGUGACCUAUAACUACAUGCCCUUACAAAAUCGGGGCCCAUUUUGGGUGAGCGCGAUGAACUGCACUGGCACAGAAAACGGCCUUGAUACAUGCCCGUACAACACGAGACUAAACCUCGGCAAUUGCAGUGGAGCGGACAUUGGUUCAGCAAUAUGUCUCAACGAAACGUCUGGGAUUUCUUACCGACUGGCUGGAGGGGGAAACAACUACGGUCGCGUGGAGAUCUCGGUAGGCGGUGUCUGGGGCACCGUCUGCGACAGCUACUGGGACAACCGUGAAGCUGGAGUCCUGUGCCGGACCCUGGGUUACUCAGACGGUUACGCGCUCAGACGAGCGUUCUAUGGGCAGGGCACCGGCCCCAUGUGGCUGAGUCGCCUCCAGUGCAAGGGCACGGAGACGAACAUCCAUCAGUGUCCACACGCAGGGUUCAAUGGGCAGGUGGUGGACGAUUCCAGAUACUUCUGGUUCCGCAGCUGCCAAAGUCAUAGGCAAGAUGCGUCCGUUUACUGCAUAGAUAAAGUACGACUGAACCUGGGCUUGAACGCCAGCCAGGGGGCGGUGGAGGUGUACGAUAACGGAAAGUGGAAUGCUGUCUGCGAUGACGGGUUUGACAACAAUGACGCACAGGUGAUUUGUAGGACUGUGGGGUAUGGAUUUGGUAUUGCCGUUCCCGGGUCCAAGUAUGGCAAGACUGCUGGUCCUGUUGGUGUCACACAGGUCCAGUGCCUGGGCAACGAAGCGAGCUUUAAGAGAUGCAAGUACUCGAGGAGCACCGUGUGCAGUGCGGGAACAUACGCGUCGGUCAUGUGCAGCAAAACACAGAUCGUCGAUCGUGGAUGGAAAAUCACCAUAGCUCAGGAUGACCGACUUGCUCCGAACCAUGGCCGCCUGGCUGUCAACAUAAACGGGAUAUGGGGUUCUGUGUGCAUGGCGAACUUUGGAAAGACCGCCGCUAACGUGGCCUGCAAGGAGCUAGGGUACGCCGGAGGGGUGUCGUACCGCGCCUACUACUCUCGUCAGACCCUGCCCUUCAUCAUGAUGGCAGAGGUCACGUGCACCGGAAAUGAACAAUCGCUUAAGGACUGCAAGUACCAGUCGUCUACAUCCAAGUCUUGGUGUGAUUACUACGCCCCACGAGCAGGCGUGCUGUGUUACCAGAAAAAUAACAACAUCCGUUACCGCCUGACAGGGGAGGCGGCUAGAAAUGACCGUGGUCGGGUGGAGAUGCUGUACGCCAACCAGUGGGGCAGUUUCUGUGACGUCUACAGCAGUGACUCGUCCGUCGCCAGAGUAGCGUGCAGAGCUGUAGGGUUCAAGGACGGCCUGUAUGCACCGGGCGCGCGUUACAAAUACACUGUAGACUCUACCCACCCUCACCCGCCCAUCUGGUAUUACUACCUGCGUUGUAACGGGAACGAGAGCACGAUAACGGAGUGCACCAGUGACGGUUUCAACAACUCAGCCUCCAUAUACCGGCGGUACUGGAAGAGCUACUGUCAAAGACUCGGUCCAAUGUCGGCCACCUGCUACAAACAGAGUUUGAAAGUGACGAACAUCCGCCUGGUAAACCCCUACAGCAAAGACAAGAACAUGGGCCGAGUGGAGGUGUUCCUGCGGGGUCCCAACGACUGGGGCACGGUCUGCGAUUACCUCUGGGAUGACAUUGACGCCACUGUCGUCUGCCAGCAGCUCGGAUUCGCGAGAGGCGUGGCGCCCCACCGGGCCGCGUUUGGCAAGGGAACCAACGUCUGGAUGGACAACAUGGGCUGCAAGGGAACAGAGUCGAGGAUCCAGGACUGCCCCUUCAAUGGGUUCGGGGUACACAACUGCAGAAACGAAAAGGACGCCGGUGUUAUAUGUUCAGGUGUUUUGCCGUCAACCACUGUCCCAAAGACGAGUGCGUCGACAGCAGGCCCAACCAAACAGCCGCCCGUGACGCGAAAACACAUCACAGCGCCCAGCAAGACGCCGUUAGCAGCCAUCGUUGUGCCAGUGGUCGUCGUGGUCCUGGCUGCCAUCGCCGUCGUGGCGUUCGUCUUCUACAGGCGAGUGUACACGCGUAAAGGAGACAUGAACGUCAACCUGGUGGAAGACGACUCAGAAGCGACGCCAGGCAUGGUGUCGUUCAGGAAAACCGGAGCGUUCUUUUCCAAGAAGAUGGAACAGUCGUCGACGUCAGACGCAAUGUGUAUGAGCAAUCCGUCGUAUGACAUCGUACACGCUGAUGACGUUCAGUGAAGCAGAGACAGUUCUUGUGUAUACUUUUGUAAAUACAGAUAGAAGCUAAAUUAUUACAUUCAAAAUAUCAGAAAUAAGUUCCCGUGUUGCUGAACACUGGCAUAAUAAUUAAAAUAUCAGAAAUAAGUUCCUGCAUUGCUGAACACUGGCAUAAUAAUCAACUCUGAACGAUUCCGUUCGAACUGAACAACAUAACUAAUGUGAAAAUACUCAUCUUGGAUAUAUUAUAACAGUAUAUAUUUACAAUGUGUCUGACUUUGACAUUUGCUUUUUUUAAACGUGUGUUACCAUAGUAAGAGAGAUAAACACAAUGUUUUUAACAAUGCUCAUAUUUUGUAUACUAUGUAACUGGAUUCAGUUUAUAUUUUUGUUAAA
Messenger RNA from Gigantopelta aegis, 9400 nucleotides. Its product is annotated as deleted in malignant brain tumors 1 protein-like. Gene Ontology annotation, cellular component: membrane. The transcript has 37 exons. NCBI's taxonomy places the organism in Eukaryota, Metazoa, Mollusca, Gastropoda, Neomphalida, Peltospiridae. The record is from RefSeq and is a predicted model, not a curated record. The coding region runs from base 110 to 9025 and encodes 2971 amino acids.